UCUCAAAGGGUUACUAUGCAAUUGCGACUGAUUUCUUGGUUUUUUAUCACUUUGAACUUUCUGGAAUACAUUGGCAGCCAGCACGCCUCCAGGGUACGGCGACAGGGAAGAAUGCAUCCUAACGUGAGCCAGGGUUGCCAAGGAGGGUGUGCUACAUGCUCUGACUACAAUGGAUGCCUGUCAUGUAAACCCAGGCUCUUUUUUGUUCUGGAGAGGAUUGGCAUGAAGCAGAUUGGAGUCUGUCUUUCCUCGUGUCCCAGCGGAUACUACGGGACGCGGUAUCCCGACAUUAACAAGUGUGCAAAAUGUAAAGCUGACUGUGAGACCUGCUUCACCAGAAACUUCUGCACAAAGUGUAAAAGUGGCUUUUACUUGUACAGUGGGAAGUGCCUUGAAAAGUGCCCCGAGGGGCUGGAAGCCAACAACCACACAAUGGAGUGCACCAGCAUUGUGCACUGUGAAGCUAGUGAGUGGAGUCCCUGGAGCCCUUGCACAAAGAGAGGAAAAACAUGUGGUUUCAGAAAAGGAAAUGAAGUAAGGUUCAGAGAGAUCGUACAGCAUCCGUCAGCAAGGGGCAAUCCUUGCCCAGCCACAAGCGAAAGCAGGAAAUGUAUUGUACAAAGAAAGAAAUGUCAGAAGGAAGGAAAAGGGAAAAAAACCAAGGAGGAGAAAAGGAAAAACUCCAAUAAGGAGGAAAACAAGGAGACGCGACAGGAAGGCAAAGGGCGAGCAGCCCGGAGGCAAAACCAAGAGCAGAGGGAAAGCAACAACAAAACGCAGGCGAAGAAAAGGAAAGCCCCAAACAAAGAGGAGAACCUGGCACCCAUUGACACUCCACACUAA
Messenger RNA from Indicator indicator, 843 nucleotides. It is a transcript of the gene RSPO3, whose product is annotated as R-spondin 3. The coding region runs from base 16 to 843 and encodes 275 amino acids. The record is from RefSeq and is a predicted model, not a curated record. Lineage: Eukaryota; Metazoa; Chordata; Aves; Piciformes; Indicatoridae. The transcript has 5 exons.